CUCCACAGGAGUUCUCUCCUGCCGACCAAUCUCUAAAAAUUCUUACCUACUCUGUAAUUACUUUUUUUCCUUUCUCGAGUUAAUCAAAACUGAUAAAAACAAGGGUUCUUUCCUAUUGUCGUCAAGAGUUCUUCAGAUGCCAGAGAAACUAGUGAUUCCGUCUCCAUCGCUGAGUAAUCAUCAUCAUCUUCCUCAAUGGAGAUUAGGCGCUCUAACAUCACUCGUCUUCUUCCUAAUGGUUGUCGUAUGGACCAUCGACAGUUGUACACUCAAAACCUUCAUCGAAAACUCGUGGAGACUCAACUCUUACUCCAUGCGUCGGCUCACUUCUCCUCCUUCUCUGGAUCUGGAUCCGACCCGGGUGAAGAAGCUUUCUUGGAUCUCCGUCGAGCAAGAGCAGAACUUUACAGCGAAUGUUUUAAGAAACUGGUUGGCUCCUCCUGGAGGAGAGAAGUGCAGAGAAGCAAAGACCGUCGAGAUUUCAGUUCCGGGAAUCGACGGUAGGGGUUCAGUAGAGUUGACGGCUGGUAAGAUUCACGAAUUCAAGUUUCAAUCUUUAGACGAUUCUGGGAAACGGGUUUGCGUCGGUGGAGAUUACUUCGAGACUGAUCUCUCCGGCGAAAACUGGAAAUCUAGACCGCCGGUUAAAGAUUUAGGAAACGGAACUUACUCUUUAUCUCUUCAGGUUCAUCCUGAUUUCGCCGGAGAUUACAAUCUCACCGUUGUUUUGCUCUUUCGUCGCUUCCAUGGUCUUAAACUAAGCCCAUCUCGUUUCGCUUUCGACAGAAAGCUACGUAGUUUCAGAUUACGGUUUAUCAAGAAACCUGACGUUGUUUUGCCGGAGCUUCGUAGAUGUGUUCGGUCUGAUUUCGACAGAGACGUUUGGUCUGGUCGGUGGGUUAGGCUUGGUAAGAAUGAAGAAUGCGAGAUCAGCAACGACGGCCGUUACCGUUGUUUACCGGAUGGUUUCCCUUGCCAUGAACCAUGGUGCGAUGGAGCUUUAGCUGAGUUAGAGAGCAAUGGUUGGGUUUACUCUAGCCAUUGCUCGUUUAAGCUCUUCUCAGAGGAUUCGGCUUGGGAUUGUUUGAAGAACAAAUGGAUCUUCUUCUGGGGUGACUCGAACCAUGUUGAUUCGAUUAGGAACUUGUUGAACUUUGUAUUGGGUCAUCCGGAGAUUGGUGCUGUGCCGAGGAGGUUUGAUUCGAAGUUCUCGAAUCCAAAGAACUCAUCCGAAACAGUUAGGAUCACGAGUGUUUUUAAUGGACACUGGAACGAGACUCAAAACUAUCAAGGUCUUGAUUCACUUAAAGAUGAGACCUUUAGAGAGUUGCUUAAAAGCUAUUUCGUCGAAGAGACUGGUGUACCAGACGUGAUGAUCGUGAACUCGGGUUUACAUGACGGUGUUCAUUGGUCUAACCUUAGAGCGUUCACAAAAGGAGCUAAAACCGCGGCUGCCUUCUGGAGAAACGUUUUUGACUCAGUGAAAGCUCGAGGAUUCCGCCCGCCGGAAUUGGUUUUUAGGAACACUAUUGCGACGGGAGGUUACGCGAGGACGCUCGCGUUUAACCCGAGCAAGAUGGAAGUGUACAAUGGUGUGUUUUUGGAAAAAAUGAAGGAGCUAGGCUUGGUCUCGGGUGUGGUUGAUAACUUCGAUAUGACGUAUCCGUGGCAUUUUGAUAACCGUUGUAACGACGGGGUUCACUAUGGGAAAGCUCCGGCCAAGAUGCGGUGGAGAGACGGCGAGAUGGGACAUCAGUACUUUGUGGAUCUCAUGCUUGUUCAUGUCUUGUUAAAUGCAGUUUGUGUAAGAUAAAAGAGCAGAGUAAGAGAGACUAGAGAGAGCUGAUUUAAGUUAUAGUACUAGGUUUUAGGACUUGGGAGAUAGAUAUUCUUUUAUUUGUAUUGUGUAGACUUUGUUGAUUAUAUUGGUUGUUAGCUAGUAUAAAAUUUGGUAAUUUUAGUCACAGCUGAAAAUUCAAUAA
Messenger RNA from Camelina sativa (false flax), 1982 nucleotides. RefSeq lists its product as uncharacterized. The record is from RefSeq and is a predicted model, not a curated record. Lineage: Eukaryota; Viridiplantae; Streptophyta; Magnoliopsida; Brassicales; Brassicaceae.